AGCGCUGCUGUGUGUUAUGUGUGGUGUGUGGACUGAGCCCUGUAGUAUUGACAAUAGGGUAAAAGGAGAUCAUUCCCCUGGAAUUAAACAGACUAUUGAGAGAAAUAUAAACACGCAGAGGACGCAGAGGAGGUUUCGACAGAAGAAGGGCGACAUGUGUCUGUUUUAGCCGCGUGUUUUCGUUUUAAAUGCGUCCAUAUUUCAGCACUGAUGGGAUUAUUUCACUAGGAGGUGAAAAGCGAAGCUAGUGGUGGGAUUGGCUCGGUUUAAAGGCCAAGAUUAAGGCAUUUUUUCUCCCACUUUCUUGUUUUUUCUCACACUUGAAACGGGAUUGGGGGCAUAUUUGUGUUGGUAAGGAAGUGUGAAUACAGGAUCACUCACCAUCAUCACCAUCUUCGUUCUCAGAAACACAGAGGAUCAAGGGCUAUGUCCUCAGCAGCCACAACGCCUCCAUCAGUGGACAAAGUGGACGGGUUUUCCCGAAAAUCUGUCAGGAAGGCCAAGCAGAAGCGUUCCCAGAGUUCCUCUCAGUUUCGCUCUCAGGGCAAACCCAUUGAGCUCACCCCCCUCCCUCUGCUCAAAGACGUCCCUGCUCAGGAGCAGCCGGAUUUGUUCCUGAAGAAGCUGCAGCAGUGCUGCACGGUGUUCGAUUUCAUGGACACGCUUUCUGACCUGAAGAUGAAAGAGUACAAGCGGUCCACACUGAACGAGCUGGUGGACUAUGUCACGGUCAGCCGGGGCUACCUCACAGAGCAGGCCUACCCGGAGGUCGUCAAAAUGGUGUCCUACAACAUAUUCCGGACUCUUCCGCCCAGCGACAGCAACGAGUUUGACCCAGAGGAGGACGAGCCCACUUUAGAGGCCUCGUGGCCACACUUACAGCUGGUGUACGAGUUCUUUAUUCGUUUUUUGGAGAGUCAGGAGUUCCAGCCCAGCAUUGCCAAAAAGUACAUAGACCAGAAGUUUGUCUUACAGCUGCUGGAACUGUUUGACAGUGAGGACCCACGAGAGCGAGACUAUCUGAAGACAGUCUUACACAGAAUCUACGGCAAAUUCCUGGGGCUGAGGGCUUUUAUACGAAAACAAAUAAAUAAUAUUUUUCUACGUUUUGUUUAUGAAACUGAGCACUUCAACGGAGUAGCCGAGUUGUUGGAAAUUUUGGGAAGCAUUAUCAAUGGCUUUGCUUUACCUCUGAAGGCGGAGCAUAAGCAGUUCCUGGUGAAAGUGUUGAUUCCUCUCCACACAGUCAGGAGUCUCUCUCUCUUCCACGCACAGUUGGCGUAUUGUAUUGUACAGUUCCUAGAGAAAGACCCAACAUUAACAGAACCAGUCAUUAGAGGCCUUCUCAAGUUCUGGCCAAAGACGUGCAGUCAAAAAGAGGUGAUGUUCUUGGGGGAGCUGGAGGAGAUCUUGGAUGUGAUUGAGCCCACGCAGUUUGUGAAGAUCCAGGAGCCACUUUUCAAGCAGAUCUCCAGAUGCGUGUCCAGCCCACACUUUCAGGUGGCUGAGAGGGCUCUGUACUACUGGAAUAACGAGUACAUCAUGAGUCUUAUCGAAGAGAACUCCAACGUCAUUCUGCCCAUCAUGUUCGCCAGUCUGUACCGGAUUUCCAAAGAACACUGGAAUCCGGCGAUCGUAGCUUUAGUGUACAACGUUCUGAAAGCCUUCAUGGAAAUGAACAGCACUUUGUUUGAUGAACUCACUGCCACCUACAAAUCAGAUCGUCAGAGAGAGAAGAAGAAGGAGAAGGAACGGGAGGAGCUGUGGAAGAAGCUGGAGGACCUAGAGCUGAAGCGAGGCCUGCGGAGCGACGUCAUUAUUCCAACUUAACGAAGCGCUAGACGCCCUGGACCGCUUUCCCAACACCUCCGGAAAACACUCCCAGAAUGUUGGCCGGUGCCCCGCAGAGUCGCGUUUUUGGGGUUUUUGUUUUAUUAUAAUUAUUAUUAUUAUAUUAUUAUUAUUAAAUUUGUUUUCCUUUCUGUAUUGUGCGACUUACUUUACAGUAGAUUCCCAUCGUCUGUUUCAUUAUUUCAGCAGCACUGUAAAUAACUUUAUUUUUUUUCCUGCUAUUUUUUCCCUUGGAAAUAUUACACUGAAAAGAAAAUAAAAUAGGUUUAAAAAAGGACUGAAAAAGAGAAAAUACGUUUAAAAGCAGCCCCGCCCCCUCGCUGGAGCGGGAGGAAAAGGACUUGACCAGACAGUCGGACUUGAAAUGAACUGCUACUGUGGAGAUUAAAAAAAAAAAAACACACAAACACACACACCAACAAAAUCAGCAGCAAAUGAAGCUAGCCGGACCCUCCAACCAAGACAAAACGACUCGUUCCUGUUAACCUGGACAGUACACACACACACUCGUAUUGGCGCACUCUCACUUCACACACACUCAUUCUCUCUCCUUCUUACAUGUGCUUUCCUCUUCUUUUUUUUUAUCUGGCUUUCUCACAUUCAUUGCAUUUCUUUUUGUUCUCUCUUGCGCUCUCGCUCUUGUGCGCUUUCUCUUGCCCUGUCACACAUGCUCUUACUGAUCUGUUUUCUCCCUUGCACACUCCUCCCUCAGUUUGCAAUUUGAUUGUGCUCUCUCGCAUUCUCUGUCCUUCCUCAAUUUGCAAUUUGAUUGUGCUCUGCCAGACCCCCCUUCUCACUUGUACACACUUGCGCUCUCGCUCUCUUAUCUCCUUCCUCAGUUUGCAAUUAAAUUUAGCUCUCGCAGACUCUCGCUCUCUCGCACACACUUGUGCUCGCACUCUCGCAUUCUCUGCCCUUCCUCAAUUUGCAGUUUAAUUGUGUUCUCGUGCACACUUGCGUUCUCUUCUCUCCUCCCUCAGUUUGCAAUUUACUUGCUCUCUCGCAGACUCUUGCUCUCUCGUGCACACUCUCUCUUCUCUACUCCCUCAGUUUGCAAUUUAAUUGCGCUCUCUCGCAGACUCUUGCUUUUUUCAUGCUCUUUUCUCCUCCCUCAGUUUGCAAUUCGAUUGUGCUCUCGCACACACUUGUGCUCUCUCGCAUUCUCUGUCCUUCCUCAAUUUGCAGUUUAUUUGUGUUCUCGUGCACACUUGCGUUCUCUUCUCUCCUCCCUCAGUUUGCAAUUUAAUUGUGCUCUCUCGCUGAGUCUCGCUCUCUCGCAGACUCUUGCUUUCUCAUGCUCUUCUCUCCUCCCUCAGUUUGCAAAUAAAGCCUGAAUAGUUGUUCCAGAUACAGUAACCAGCAAGAAAAACACACACACAAAUACACACAAACACACACCAGCUCAGUGUUCUGUGUUUUAGAUCGAGUUUACCGUUGGGUUCUGCGGGUGCUGCCCGGAGUUUUUGAUCACCUCUGUCCUGGUUUGGUAUUCUGGACGUUCCUCUCUUCAGCACCAGUCUGGCACUGGUACCAGUAAAAUAACAGCUCACUAAUAAAACACACACACACACACACACACACACAAGACACCACUGCUGCACACACAGCCAUCUAACCAAACCGAGAUUCACACUGUUAAACGUCAUGGGCACGUAUAGAGUGCGCACACACACACAAACUUCAUGUCUGUGCGUGCGUGCGUGUGUGUGUGUGUGUCUGAGGGAGGAUCUUUAUAGUGUUAAUCUGUUCAUUCUAACUGAAUGCAGCACUCAGUUCUGUAUCUAGUAGAAACAGUAACUGUAUGGAUGAGCGUUAUAUAUAUUUAAAGUGUAUACACUCAAAUAUGCAGUCACUGAAUAGUCCUUAGCGUUAUAUAUAUUAUACAUUUAUUAUUAUUUUCUUCUUUAGGUUCUGUCACAGAGUAUCCAGUCUGUCGAGAGGUAUUACUGAACACCAUGUCUUGGUAUUUAAAUGCUGUUCUUUUCUUUUUUUUUCUCUUUCUUUUGGGUUUUUACUCCUUUUUUUGACCAUUUCUGAGUUAGUUUAUUUUUUAGUUGCAGAUGUUUUUUGGGGGUGGGUGGGUGGGAGUGCUGCAGUGAGCGAAGGUGAACUACUGGAGCGGGGGACUGUGGGAAUGUGGAGGAUCCGCCCUGCCGGAAUAAAAAAAAAAAAAGAAGAAAAAAGAAAAA
Astyanax mexicanus (Mexican tetra) is the source of this 4040-nucleotide messenger RNA. RefSeq names its product protein phosphatase 2, regulatory subunit B', epsilon isoform b (gene ppp2r5eb). The transcript is spliced from 14 exons. The record is from RefSeq and is a predicted model, not a curated record. Gene Ontology annotation, molecular function: protein phosphatase activator activity. Gene Ontology annotation, biological process: protein dephosphorylation; signal transduction. Lineage: Eukaryota; Metazoa; Chordata; Actinopteri; Characiformes; Acestrorhamphidae. The coding region runs from base 427 to 1830 and encodes 467 amino acids. Gene Ontology annotation, cellular component: protein phosphatase type 2A complex; nucleus; cytosol.